Aspergillus udagawae is the source of this 1542-nucleotide messenger RNA. RefSeq names its product arrestin (or S-antigen), N-terminal domain protein. The transcript has 2 exons. The record is from RefSeq and is a predicted model, not a curated record. NCBI's taxonomy places the organism in Eukaryota, Fungi, Ascomycota, Eurotiomycetes, Eurotiales, Aspergillaceae. Bases 1 to 1542 code for a protein of 513 amino acids.
AUGGCGGCUUCGAUUAUCACUCGGGGAUCCAGUUCCCUGGACUCUCUGACUGGACGCUCUCGUCCCAAGAUCCAGAUCGACCUUGCCAAUCAGCCGGGGGGACUUGUCAGCUCGUAUACCACCAAGGACCACAUCGAAGGAACCGUGACCAUCAAAGUGGACCAUGACACGCGCUUUGAGGACGUCGAAAUCACUUUUGAAGGAACAGCAAGAACGUCGGUCGAGCGGGCAGCCUACCCUGGCCGCACAGGGGCUUAUCAGACAUUCCUCAAGCUGCGCCAGCCCAUUGAUGACGCCGCAUACCCAACUCCCCGCAUUCUUGAGAGUGGACGCUCCUACCAGUUCCCCUUUACCUUUGUCAUCCCCGAUCGUCUGCUCCCCCAUGUCUGCAGCCACUCCAAGACCAACGUCCAUGUGGAGCGGUCCCACACAUUGCUGCCUCCAACCUUGGGGGACCCCAUGCUCGCCAGCAACGGAAAGACAUUGCUGGACGACAUGGUGCCCGAGAUGUGCCAGGUCUCGUACAUGAUCCGGGUUGUCGUGAACCGCAAGCCCGCCGGUGAGAGCGGCGCGCGCAAGCCCCUCGCCUCGGCGGGAAAGAAAGUGCGCAUCAUCCCUACCGUCGACGAGGAACCGCCGCUCAACAUCUCCGAGGGCGAGGACCCCUAUUGCACCCGCAAGGAGAAGGACGUCAAGCGCGGACUCAUGCGCGGCAAGCUGGGCCGCUUGGUCGUGGCUGCCUCGCAGCCCAAGCCGGUCCAGCUGACUGCGCCCCAGUGCGAGACAAAGGACUCCGUCGGGACAGUGGCAACCAUCCACCUGCGCUUCGAUCCCGUCGGCAACGAAGCCCCGCCCCGGCUCGGCAGCGUCUGGAGCAGACUGCGCGUAUCGACAUUCUACGGCGCUGUCCCUUGGGAAGACUACCCGUCCGCCCUGUCGGCGACCUUGUGGGCGCAAGCCGGGAAGAGUGUCUACACUGAGACCGUGCCCCUGUCUACCCUCUGCGUCGCCUCCGCCCAGUGGACUAAGCACUCGGUCUCGAGCCCCGUCCGCCGCGGCUCAUUGGAGUCUACCUCCUCGUCUGAGUCGCUGACGGGACCCUCUGCCUCUUUCUCGGGGAGCACCUACUAUACCGCCUCGGUAGUGGUGCCCGUCUCCCUUCCCGCGUCCAAGGCCUUUGUUCCGACCUUCCACUCCUGCCUCAUUUCCCGAAUGUACGCCCUCGACCUGAGCAUCUCGUACCACACUCCGAACGCCAACAUCCUGACUCCCAGUGCGUCCCUUCGCGUUCCACUUCAGCUCACCUGCCAGCCCCAGGCAGAUGCGCGCCCUAAGUACGGGGUCGGGGUCCACGAAAUCACACUGGAAGAGGUGGACGCCGAGUUCUUCAGCCCUCGCAGCGUUGCGCCCCCGUCCAUCAGCUCCUGCGAGUCAUUUCCCCUAGCACAGUCGAACCCCAUCGCGCCUCCACCGGAGUAUUCCGCCAUCCGGGCGCCGUUGCUGGCGAGCGGGCAACCGCGGCGAGUUGCUGCUGGUUUUUAA